Molecule: messenger RNA, 681 nt
Organism: Mesorhabditis belari
Lineage: Eukaryota; Metazoa; Nematoda; Chromadorea; Rhabditida; Rhabditidae
Source: the annotation of a GenBank genome assembly
AUGCAUGAGAUCGUCCAUGUGCAAACUGGCCACGUGGGAACCAAAUUGGCUCAAAGAGCCGUUCUCGUCGACCUCGAGCCGGGCACAAUGGACUCGAUUCGGAGCUCGCCGAUUGGCGAACUUUUUCGACCGGAUAACUUUAUUUUUGGUCAAUCGGGUGCUGUGAUGGACGUGAUUCGAAAAGAGGCUGAGGGUUGUGAUUGUCUACAGGGCUUCCAACUAACUCAUUCGCUUGGCGGUGGAACUGGCUCCGGAAUGGGAACUCUGUUGAUCUCGAAGAUUCGCGAAGAAUAUCCGGAUCGAAUUAUGAAACACUUUCUCUGUUGUUCCCUCGCCAAAGGUCUCGGACACCGUGGUCGAGCCUGCCAACGCCACUUUAUCAGUUCAUCAAUUGUGAUUUUGGUAACAAAAACAACUCGUCUUACUGUUGACUGGAUUCCGAACAAUGUGAAAACCGCUGUUUGCGACAUUCCGCCUCGUGUGGAGCUUUUCAAGAGAGUUGGCGAACAAUUCACAGCCAUGUUCCGCCGCAAAGCUUUCCUUCAUUGGUACACCGGCGAAGGUAUGGAUGAGAUUGAAUUGACUGCAGCUGAAAGUAAUAUGAACGACUUGAUCUCCGAAUAUCAACAGUAUCCAGAGGCCACUGCCGACGAAGAAGCAGCUGAUGGAUUUGAGACUGAA